UGGGACGGUGUAACUGACUUUUUCGUAGCUACGGCAAAAGAAUCGUUGAUUGCAGUCGUCGGGGUCGUCGAUAGUUGUGGUUACUUCCGAUUCAAUUAAGUAAUUUCGAACUUCUGUCGGGUCUGAAUCUGUUUGUUCGCGUUUUAGAUUUACAUAUAAGUCAUCCGAUGGUUUGGUUCUUACCCUGAUAGAGGGAUUCUGGUACAGCUGAACUGCUAAUUGAUGGUUGAAUCCUGAAUCAUUUCAUAAAAAUGCAAUAUUUGGUUGGUAGAGCAAAUGUGAAGAAUAAAGAAAAUGAAGCUACAGCACAGAUUCCAGGGAAGAUAUCAGGGCAGGUACCUAAUCAAGCAGGGUCUCAGUUGCCAGCCUUGAUUCAACCAAAUGUAAAUGCCAUCCCUCAGAUGCCAAAUUUAGGUGUUUUUCCACGUUCAACAAUUAAUAUGGACCCUGAAUUUCUUAGAGCACGUUAUUUUAUUCAAGCUAAGAUAUAUAACAUAAUAUUGCAGCGGUACCAGCAUCCUGUUACAGAUGUACAUAGAAGGAAGCUUAAGGAUCUUGCAAAAUGCCUGGAAGAGGGCAUGUUAAACACUGCUUGCUCUAAGGAGGACUACAUGAACUUGGAUACACUAGAGAGCCGUUUGUCUAAUUUGUUGCGACCAUCAUCUAUGCACAAUCACAACCAACAAUAUCCUCAGCUUGUUAGUUCUUCUCCAGUUGGUACAAUGAUACCAACCUCUGGUAUUUCACAUGUUACAAAUUCAACUACAAUCAUGGCAUCUUCUGUGGAUGCCUCAAUGAUUGCUGCCAGUGGGUGUAAUAGCAUAGCAUCCACAUCUAUCAAUAGUGUAAGCAUGUUACAAGCAGGUGGUGCACUUGGCAGCUGUUUUAAUAAAUCUGAUGGUGUGUCUAAUGGUUACCAGCAGUCUUCUACAAAUUUUUCCGUUGGUUCAGGAGGAAACAUGUCAUCAGUGGGGGUGCAAAGAAUUGCAAGCCAGAUGAUUCCAACUCCUGGAUUUAGUGUCAGCAAUAAUCAUUCAUAUAUAAAUAUAGAUCCUUCAGCAAAUAGCAGUAUUUUUUCUGGUGUUGAUUCUACAUUGGAAUCACAGUCACUGCCACAGCAGAAGCUUCAAGACAGUGACCACAACAGUCAUGCAUUGCACAACCUUGGCACACAAAUGGGUAGUGGAAUGAGAUCUGGGUUACUGCAAAAAUCAUCUUCAUAUCCAAAUGGUUCUAUAAAUAAUGGGCUAGGCUUGACUGCAAACAACAUACAACUUGCAAAUGAACCUGGCACAGAUGACUAUGCUUCAAUGUAUGCUAGUUCCCCUAAACACUUACAGCAGCACUUUGAUCAAAAUCAGGAACCAGUAGUGCAGGGUGACGGAUAUGGAUUGGGAAUUGUUGACACUUUUACCUCUGGAAGCUUCUAUGCAUCUGCAACAUCCUCUGGGUCUAUGAUGAACACACAGAACAUGAAUUCAGUUAAAUUGCCAUCUAUACCCAUUACCAGCUCAUUGAUAAGUGACCACUCAAAUUUGCACAGUAUGCAUCAGACUGCUCAUCAAAAGUCUCAACCAAUUAGUCCUUUGAAAAAUUUAAACUUUCAGUCUUCAUUGGCUUCAAGAGAUGGCCUUGUGCAUACACAUGGGCAAUAUCAGCAAAGACCCCGACAAUGUCAACAAUCAGAGCAAUAUGCUCAAAACCAAUUUCAACUGAAGUUUCAAAGUCAACAACCUCAGCAUUUGUUCAACAGUGAUUCCUUCUCUCAAUCUCAGCUCUCUUCCAAUCUAGACAAUCAAGUAAAUUCCAAAUAUGAAGUUGAACAACAUAAAGAAGUUCCCAAUGCUCAUGUUUCUGAACAGUUCCAUGUAUUUGAGAUGCAGAACCAGCUCCGGCGGAACUCUUCUGAAGAUUGCUCUAAGGUUUCUCAACAUCUUUCAUUCUCCUCUGGUCAGCAUGAUUUAUCCUCACCAACACAUCAAAUUUUGCAACAAAUGCCACAUCAAUUGGUUUCAGAAUCUCAAAAUAAUUUUAGCUGUCUUUCAGUUGGGUCACAAUCCAAAUCAAUACUUCUAAAUCAAUGGCCUCAAUCACAAGAUGAAAACCACAUUCAGAAUAUGUCUCACGAACAGCAUCUCCACAUGAAUUUCCAUCAAAGAAUAUCAGGGCAAGAUGAAACUCAAUGUAAUAAUUUAUCAUCAGAUGGGUCUAUUAUUGGUCAAGCUGUUGCUUCUAAAGGCUCAACUGAGUUGCUAGACUCAAGCAGUACUACAAAGAAGGCACACAGGAAUCAACAGAGGUGGCUUUUAUUUUUACUUCAUGCUCGACGAUGUUCUGCCCCGGAAGGGAGAUGCCAAGAACGCCAUUGUUCUAGUGCGCAAAAGUUAUGUAAUCACAUAAAUGGUUGCACUGUACCUCAUUGUCCGUAUCCUCGUUGUCAUCAUACCAGGAAAUUGCUUCAUCAUUUCAUAAAAUGCAAGAAUCCUUGUUGCCCUGUUUGUGCUUUUGUAAGAAUGUAUAGGCGUAAAUUCCAACUUAAGGCUCAGAUUCAACCUGAUCCUGAAUCAUGUUUGCCAAUUGCUUUAAAUGGAUCCUGUAAGUCCCAUAAUAUGGUAGGUCUAUCACCUAGAUUGAUCUCAAAAUCUCCUUUAGUGGUUGAAGCUUCAGAAGACCUACCAUCUCUAAAACGUAUGAAAACUGACCAGUGCACCCAGUCCAUUAAUCCUGAAUAUGACAAUGCAUCUCCGUAUGUUCCUUUGAAGUGUGAAUCACAAGACUCAAAGGAUACUCGGUGCCAAGUCUAUCCCUGUGGUGAUAUGUCUAUAUCAAGCAAAUCUGAGCUUACAGAAAUUAAAGCAGAAGUUCUGGUACAUUCAGUUCAUGAAAAUCUUAGUGAGGCAAAAAUGGACGAGCACAAAGCAGAUGAUAAAAGGCUUGCUGGUGAGCCUGUCAAAUAUAAUGAGGCAACUAAUACAGCUAGGCCAGAUAAUAUUAAAACUGAGAAAGAAACCAGACAUGAUAAGCAAGAAAAUGUGACCCAGCCAUCUGAACAUCCAGCUGGAACCAAGUCUGGUAAGCCAGAAAUAAAGGGGGUCUCAUUGACUGAACUGUUUACUCCUGAGCAAGUCAGGGAACAUAUCACUGGCCUCAGGCAAUGGGUUGGCCAAAGCAAAUCAAAAGCAGAGAAGAAUCAAGCAAUGGAGCAUUCGAUGAGUGAGAACUCCUGUCAAUUGUGUGCUGUAGAGAAGCUUACUUUUGAACCACCUCCUAUUUAUUGCACAACAUGUGGUGUUCGAAUUAAACGAAAUAAUAUGUAUUAUAUCAUGGGUACUGGUGACACACGACAUUUUUUUUGUAUUCCAUGCUACAAUGAGCCUCGUGGAGACACUAUUGUCGUUGAUGGGACUCCCUUUCCUAAGUCGAGGUUGGAAAAGAAGAAAAAUGAUGAGGAAACAGAGGAAUGGUGGGUUCAAUGUGAUAAAUGUGAAGCAUGGCAACAUCAAAUUUGUGCUUUAUUUAAUGGCCGAAGAAAUGAUGGUGGACAAGCUGAAUACACUUGUCCUAACUGCUAUAUUGAAGAAGUAGAAAGAGGUGAGCGCAAACCCUUGCCCCAAAGUGCUGUUCUUGGAGCCAAGGAUUUGCCGAGAACAGUUCUAAGUGACCACAUAGAGCAACGAUUAUUUAGGCAACUAAAGCAAGAAAGACAAGAUAGGGCUCAGCUUCAAGGGAAAAAUUAUGAUGAGGUGCCUGGAGCUGAAGCCCUUGUUAUAAGAGUUGUGUCAUCUGUUGACAAGAAGUUAGAAGUUAAACAGCGGUUUUUGGAGAUUUUUCAGGAAGAAAAUUACCCAACAGAAUUCCCAUAUAAAUCAAAGGUAAUUUUGUUGUUUCAGAAGAUUCAAGGUGUGGAAGUAUGCCUUUUUGGCAUGUAUGUUCAAGAAUUUGGAUCUGAAUGCCAAUUUCCUAACCAACGUCGGGUUUAUCUUUCAUAUUUGGACUCUGUAAAAUAUUUUAGGCCUGAGGUUAAAGCAGUGACUGGAGAGGCUCUUCGGACAUUUGUUUACCAUGAAAUUCUGAUCGGAUACCUUGAGUAUUGCAAGAAACGCGGUUUUACAAGCUGCUACAUAUGGGCAUGUCCUCCAUUAAAGGGUGAAGAUUAUAUUUUAUAUUGUCAUCCAGAAAUUCAGAAAACACCAAAAUCUGAUAAGCUUAGGGAAUGGUACUUGUCCAUGUUAAGAAAAGCUGCCAAGGAGAAUAUUGUGGUCGAUCUCACCAACUUAUACGAUCAUUUCUUUGUAUCUUCUGGUGAAUGUAGGGCUAAGGUUACAGCUGCAAGGCUCCCAUAUUUUGAUGGUGACUACUGGCCUGGGGCUGCAGAGGAUUUGAUUUAUCAGCUUCACCAAGAGGAAGAUGGAAGGAAACAAAAUAAGAAAGGAACAACUAAGAAAACUAUAACAAAAAGGGCUUUAAAAGCAUCUGGUCAGUCAGAUCUUUCUGGAAAUGCCUCAAAAGAUCGUCUCCUAAUGCACAAACUUGGUGAAACCAUUUGCCCAAUGAAGGAAGAUUUUAUCAUGGUUCAUUUGCAGAAUGCAUGCACUCAUUGUUGUAUUCUAAUGGUGUCCGGCAACCGUUGGGUAUGCGGCCAGUGCAAGAAUUUUCAGAUUUGUGAUAAGUGUUAUGAAGCAGAAGUAAAGCAUGAAGAGAGAGAACGGCAUCCUAUUAACUCGAGAGAGAAACACACCCUUUAUCUUGUAGAAAUUACUGAUGUACCUGCUGAUACAAAGGACAAAGACGAGAUUCUUGAGAGUGAAUUCUUUGACACUAGGCAGGCAUUUCUGAGUCUCUGCCAGGGCAAUCAUUAUCAGUACGAUACGCUAAGGCGGGCCAAGCAUUCAUCAAUGAUGAUUCUCUAUCAUCUUCAUAAUCCAACUGCUCCUGCAUUUGUUACAACAUGUAAUAUUUGCCGUCUUGACAUAGAAACUGGUCAAGGUUGGCGUUGUGAAGUUUGCCCUGAAUAUGAUGUGUGCAAUGCUUGUUAUCUAAAGGAUGGGGGCACUGAUCAUCCUCAUAAAUUGACAAAUCAUCCAUCAAUGGCAGAUCGUGAUGCUCAGAACAAAGAAGCAAGACAACUUCGAGUAUUACAGCUACGAAAAAUGCUUGAUCUUCUUGUGCAUGCAUCCCAAUGUCGAUCUGCCCAUUGCCAAUAUCCAAAUUGUCGCAAAGUGAAGGGGCUUUUCCGUCAUGGGAUGCAUUGCAAAACACGUGUUUCUGGGGGUUGUGUUCUUUGCAAGAAAAUGUGGUAUUUGCUUCAACUUCAUGCUCGUGCUUGCAAGGAAUCUGAGUGCCAUGUGCCACGAUGCAGAGAUUUAAAAGAACACUUGAGGAGGUUGCAACAACAGUCUGAUUCACGGCGAAGAGCUGCUGUAAUGGAGAUGAUGAGACAGAGAGCUGCAGAAGUUGCCAACAAUGCUGGAUGAGCAUUUUGGGCGUGAAGAAAUGGGAUAUUUUGGAAAAAUGCUCCUGACAAAGACAUUGGCAUUGCCCAUGCUCCACUUAGACAGUGCCGGAAACCAUGCAAUGAAAAGCUGUGUAUGGAUGGUUUAUUUGAUUGGAAGGCAUUCUGUCAUUCAUGGAGAUUUGCUUGUCUAUCUCCAUGGCAUGAUUGUCCCCAUAAGGAUCUGAGUUCCACCAAUUAAUGAUACACAAAGGACUAACCGGGUCCAGCUUGAUAUAUCGGUGGUGAGUCUGUACGCGGGUCGAUUUGAUGAUUCUUUUGAUUUUGUCGGCUUCUCCCAUCAUGUCUAAUGUUAAUUGUGUGACAAAUGUAUUAUAGUCCUAAAUUGUUUAUAAUAUAUCUUACUUCGAGUGUGGGGAGGGAGGUAUCAAUACGCAUUUGGUCCUCCUUUCCGAUGGACUUUUCUUGUAGCAUCUUUUUAUUUAAAGAUGAAAGAAAUAAUUUGUAGUUACAGAAAUUCGUGGUAGUAUCUGUUGUCUCUUGCGAGGUUAUCAAUUUUAUGUUCCUGGAUUAUUUACUAUUUUGAUUUUAAAUUAAUUUUAUUUUGUUCAAAAUGU
Molecule: messenger RNA, 6069 nt
Organism: Abrus precatorius (Indian licorice)
Lineage: Eukaryota; Viridiplantae; Streptophyta; Magnoliopsida; Fabales; Fabaceae
Product: histone acetyltransferase HAC1-like
Exons: 17
Coding region: 252-5474 (1740 amino acids)
Biological process (GO): positive regulation of transcription by RNA polymerase II
Cellular component (GO): transcription regulator complex; histone acetyltransferase complex
Molecular function (GO): histone acetyltransferase activity; zinc ion binding; chromatin DNA binding
Source: RefSeq, a predicted model, not a curated record